Tremella mesenterica DSM 1558 is the source of this 831-nucleotide messenger RNA. RefSeq lists its product as uncharacterized. The coding region runs from base 1 to 831 and encodes 276 amino acids. NCBI's taxonomy places the organism in Eukaryota, Fungi, Basidiomycota, Tremellomycetes, Tremellales, Tremellaceae. The record is from RefSeq and is a predicted model, not a curated record. The transcript has a single exon.
AUGCAGCCUCAGGCCCUCAGUAGGAGGAAUGUCCGUAAAGCAAUGAAUGAGGGUAAGCAGUGGCCUGACACUCCCCAAAGGGUUCCUUACAGUCAGUUUUAUAAGGAGCAUCCAUAUUUGCAAUCUAGAACAAUGGAAGUAUCUCAGCGUACUUGUCUGGUCGCUCUUUCAUCAAGCAAUGAUGGAUUGGGCAGAGGAGCAGGAGCUAUACUGGGUGAUCCCCUCACUCCCUCCCAACAAUCAGCUCCACAAGAUAGCCAGGUAGCAGGACAUCUUGGCCAGCAGAUGUUACCCAUUGCAGAUGUCAAAGCAUCAGUUGAGAUACCAAUCACUGCCCAUGAAGACAACAGUGAAGAACACAUGUUGGUCACCUUGCACACAGUGCCAAAAGGUCAGCAAUGUCCAGCAUCAGGUGGAGGUGAAAACAUGGCACAGCUAGCCUCAGUCACGGGCAUCACCAGUGACAGACCCCCUAUCUCCGAUCUGACAACACUGAGUACCUUGGACUAUAAAUGUAUUCAGGAUCAGUUGAUUGUCUGUACAAAACCAAAUCUCUCACAAGUUACCGGUGUGCCCAGGGUGCCCUCAACGUUCCUAGUAGAAGAAAAUCUACCAAGCUCACCGAGUGCCAGGCUGCACGUAGGUCCAAGACACCAAGCAGUGUUCGGAGAUUCUUUCUGGGAUUGUGACUCCGGGAAAGAAAGUACUCAAGGCAGGAGAGAUCUGCCAAUAGCCGACGGCAAAAGUCACAUCAUUGUGUUGUCUGGUCCCGGUUUUGACCCUGAAGACUGGUCUGAGACUGAAGCCAGUGAUUGGAUCCCGAAUUUGUAG